Salpingoeca rosetta is the source of this 2862-nucleotide messenger RNA. RefSeq lists its product as uncharacterized. Lineage: Eukaryota; Choanoflagellata; Craspedida; Salpingoecidae. Gene Ontology annotation, molecular function: nucleic acid binding. Bases 1 to 2862 code for a protein of 953 amino acids. Gene Ontology annotation, biological process: DNA integration. The record is from RefSeq and is a predicted model, not a curated record. The transcript is spliced from 4 exons.
AUGUCCCGCUUGUCCCGGUACUGGUGGCUGUUCGCUGCCAUGCUGGAGGACGAGGAGGAGGAGGUGUGUGAGGUUGCCCAGGCAGUUGUCCAAGUUACACGAGUUGGUGUGGCGCGUCGAGUGCUAACAUACCCGAGUCGAGAGUUUCGGGACAGAAUCAUCUUUCGAGAUGGGUUUGAGAAGGACUUUCGAAUGUCUCGAACCCGAUUUGAAGAGCUUAUGCAAAGGAUUGGACCGCAUCUCCCGACACGGCGCAGGGCACAGAUCUGCGACCGAACAUUUGUCGCGGCCGUCAUUCACUUCCUGGCGCAUGGCAAGACGACCAUCAACAUCGAGCGUGAAUGUGGCAUUUCAUCAACGCACUUUAACGACAUGCUUCCUGAGUUCCUGUUCGCGAUUGUGAAAGGCCUUGCUGGUGUCAUCCGCAUACCAGAGGGUCCCGAACUUGAGGAGGAGCUAGAUGCCUGGGCCAGCGAGGAUCCAUGGCUGAAAGGUUGCAUGUGCGCAGGUGACGGAACCCAUGUCUACUUCAUUCUGAGAGGACCCCAAGACACCAAGACCCAAGAGACCCAAGACACCGCCGACCAAGAUGAGACCCCCAAGACCCAAGGACCCCAGGACACCACCGACCAAGAUGAGACCCCCAAGACCCAAGGACACCAAGACACCAAGACCCAAGAGACCCAAGACACCGACCUCAGCGACCAACCACCCUCCACGGACAACGCGACCAUCAACCUCGUGAGCGCCAGGCGGAUAGCCAAGGACCUGCGAGGGUCAGGAGUCGACGCAGCCUUCGUCCUUGUGCUCUCCAUGGACACCACACCGUCACCCAGUGAGGACCCACGCACCAACGCCUUAUUAGAGGAGUUCGCCGACGUGUUCCCCGAAGAGCUUCCAGGACUGCCGCCCCGCCGCGAUAUCGACCAUGCCAUCGACCUCAAGCCCGGAGCCACGCCCCCCUCCAAGGCACCCUACCGCCUGUCAACGGACGAAUUGAAGGAACUACGCACCCAACUCGACGAACUCCUCGCCAAAGGCCUCAUUGAGGCCAGCACAAGUCCUUACGGCGCCCCCAUCCUCUUCGUCAAGAAGAAGGAUGGGACCCGAAGGAUGUGCAUCGACUACCGACAGCUGAAUGCCCAGACAGUCAAGGACUCGUACCCUCUUCCCCUCAUCGAUGACAUCAUCGACAGUCUCUGCGACGCCCGCAUCUUCUCAACUCUCGACAUGCGCGCCGGUUAUCAUCAGGUGCGCAUCCGCGCCGGGGACGAGGACAAGACGACCUUUCGCACUCGCUACGGCACCUUCCGAUUCCUUGUGCUGCCCUUUGGCUUGACCAACGCACCCCCGACCUUCCAACGCCUCGUCAACAACGUCUUCAAGCAGGAAAUGGACAAGUUCAUGGCACCCUACAUCGACGACCUCGUCAUCUACUCCAAGAAUGAGAAAGACCAUGAGCAGCACCUCCGUCAGGUAUUGCAGAAGCUCCGCGACCAUCGACUGUACUGCAAGGGGAGCAAGUGUCACCUGUUCCAGACGGAGGUGGAGUUCCUAGGCUUCAUCUUCCACGACACUCCGACAGCGGGCCACCAAGGAAUUCACCGCACCCACGAGGCGCUAGCGCGCCACUUCUACUGGCCCCGGAUGCGGCGGGACGUGGAGCGCUAUGUGCGGAGCUGCAAAUCCUGCCAGCGCCACAAGCCGAGACAGGGCGCUGCCCCUGGUCCCCUGCAGCCCCUACCCGUUCCCCGAGAACCCUGGACCGAUAUCAGCCUCGACCUCGUCACCGGACUACCCAGGACCAGGACAGGACAGGACGCCAUCGUGGUCUUCGUCGACAGGCUGACUAAACGGUGUCACCUGGCGGCGACUACUAGCAAGUGCACGGGCCGAGACGUGGCCAAGCUGUUCAUCUCCCACGUGUUCCGACACCAUGGACUUCCUGCCAGAGUUGUGUCUGAUCGAGAUCCCCGUUUCACCGGCGCCUUCUGGAAGGAGACCUUCCGCUUGCUGGGGUCCCGACUUCAAUUCUCCACAUCGCAGCACCCGCAGACCGACGGCCAAACAGAAAGGACGAACCGCACCAUGGAGCAGACCCUCCGCCACUACGUCAACUACCGCAUGGACAACUGGGACUCACUCCUCCCCGUGGUAGAGUUCGCCCUUAACAACAGCAAGAGCGACUCCACGGGCCAGUCUCCGUUCUUCCUAGAGACGGGCCGACACCCGAUUAUCCCAGCUACACUCGUCACUCGCCAGGCCAUACGCCGCACGGACACACCUGCAGCCGAGGACUUCGUGGUGCGCCUCAAGAGCAUCAUCACCGCCGCAAGAGACGCCCUCGCCCAGGCACAGGACAAGCAGAAGAGGUACGCCGACCAGCGCCGCAGCGACGACAUCAAAUAUAGUCCCGGCGAUCAGGCAUGGGUCACCGCUGACCUCUUCGUCGACCAGGCCAACCAGCGACGACCCAAGGACAAGCUGAAGCCCCGCUGGCAAGGCCCCUUCACCGUCAUCGGCAUGCCUUCGCGCACUACCGUGCGACUCCGGUUCCCCAGCCACGUGCGGGCGCACCCGGUCGUCAACGUCACCAAGACCAAGCCGUGUGUCAACAACCCGUCAGACUUCAACGCACGCCCCAAUGACGAACCACCACCCCUGCCGGACGGCGAAUCAGACGAAUACGAGGUGGAACGCAUCCUCGACGAGCGAGUCCGACGCGGCAAGAGGCAGUACCUGAUCAAGUGGGCCGGCUACGACAUCAACGACAGCACCUGGAUCAACGAAGACCAGCUCACCCGCGACGUGCGUACACUGAUCAUGGAGUGGCAUCAGGCUUCGCGCAACGCAGCGGCUUGA